This is a messenger RNA of Pelobates fuscus (common spadefoot toad), 3595 nucleotides long. RefSeq names its product non-SMC condensin II complex subunit G2 (gene NCAPG2). The record is from RefSeq and is a predicted model, not a curated record. NCBI's taxonomy places the organism in Eukaryota, Metazoa, Chordata, Amphibia, Anura, Pelobatidae. The transcript is spliced from 27 exons. Gene Ontology annotation, biological process: mitotic sister chromatid segregation. Gene Ontology annotation, cellular component: condensin complex; nucleus. Bases 10 to 3444 code for a protein of 1144 amino acids.
AUUGUGGAAAUGUCAAAACGGGUGGCAUUUUUGCAAGCCACAUCCAGGGAAUCAGUGGAAACCUUCCUCAAUUUCAUUAAUCUUCAUAAAAGUCCCUCUGAUCCUUUUAAUUUGGACGAACUACUUCAGGAGUUGCCAAGGAAACAGAAGGAGGAACUAUGGGAGAAGCUCAAGAUUCUGUUGACAGAGACCCUAGUGGCCCACCCGUUGGAAGAAUGGCAAAAGUUAGAUGCUGACAGUGAUGAUGACAUGGAAGUGGAGUGUCCAUCAGAUCUGAAACACACCCUAUCUAUCCUUUACGGUGUGACAGUUGUUGCAACAAAGUCUGUAUCUGUUGUAGAUGAAGAUGUAAGCUAUGGGGCGCUUCUGGAAUGUGCAGCUAUUCUGAAUGGUAUAAUACAUGCUGUCCCCCAAUCUGAAAAUGUGUGCCUUGCUAUUCAACAUCUUUGCGAAGCUUGGUGGCAGAAAGGGUUAGAGGGUAAAGAAGAAUUUGGGAAAACAGCUUUUAUUUUUCAUCUGAGUAAAUCACUUGAAGAAAAGGGCUUGGUUGCCAAUAUUGUUCGUUUGUGGAACCUACACCCCUGUCUUCUCAGUUUUGAUUACAACUCUGCGGAGAGCAAUGAAGUGAAGGAAUUACUACUGCUAUGUGCCAGAAGCGUAAAGUUCAUUAAAAAUGAAGAGGGCAGGAGAUUUAUAACCUUUCUGUUUAGCUGGGAUGCCAAAUUCGUCAAAGUGAUCCAUGCACGUAUUAAAGGUUUUCUGCAAUUUCUCCAAAAAUCCUUAAUGAAGAACAUUGCAGAAAUAUAUUUCCGAGCUUGGAAGAAAGCAUCUGGGGAUUUCUUAAAGACUAUAGAAAAUGACUGUAUUCAGGAUUUCAUGCAUCACGGUGUUCACCUGCCAAAGAGAUCUCCUGUUUAUUGCAGAGUGCGCGAGGUGCUCGCCUACUUUCACCAGAAUAAAUUGCGGCAAGGAGUAGAUGAAAUGCUCUGCAGACUUUACCAGCCAAUUCUAUGGAGAGGUAUAAAGGCCAUAAAUUCAGAAGUCAGGGCAAAUUCUGCAGUGUUGUUCGUAGAAGUAUUUCCAUUUCGUUAUCCCGGCCUAAAUCACGAGGAUAUGGACAAUGAAAUACAGAAACAGUUUGAUGAACUUUUUAGCCUUCUAGAGGACCCUCAUCCAAUUGUACGUUCUGCUGGAGUCUUGGGUGUCUGUAAAAUAUCAGCAAAGUAUUGGGAGAUGAUGCCUGUAGCAAUCCUGACUGAUCUCUUGAAAAAAAUACUUUGUGAUUUGGCCUGUGAUACAAGUUCAGCUGAUGUCCGCUGCUCUGUGUUUAAGUGUUUGCCGAUAAUAUUAGAAAACUCUUUAAGUCACCCAUUACUGGAGAAGUUGUUGCCGGCUGUGAGGUUGAGUCUUCAUGAUAAUUCGGAGAAAGUCCGCGUGGCCUUUGUGAACAUGCUGUUGAAAAUCAAAGCUGUUCGAGCUGCUAAGUUCUGGAACAUUUGCCCCAUGGACCACCUUUUGGCUCGCCUCGAAGUAGAUUCACGGCCUGUUUCCCGACGGAUUGUAAAUCUUCUGUUUAACUCCUUUUUUCCGGUCAAUCAAGAUGAAGAGCUUUGGUGUGAGCGAUGUGUCUCCCUGGUACAAAUGAACCCAGCGGCAUCACGGAAAUUCUAUCAGUACGCCCAUGAACACACCGCAGCUACCAAUAUUGCAAAAUUAAUGUUUACCAUACGGCGGUGUUUAAAUGGAUGUAUUCAGCGUGCUGACCAAGAUGAAGAUGAUGAAGACUGUGGCGAACAAGAGAGUGAAAAGGAGAAUAAGAGUGUAUUGGACAAUGUUUUAUCCACAGAGGACUCUUCGUCUGUUGCCAGCUUGUUGGAAAUUAUUGUAAUUCUGUGGAGGAGCAUUCGAAAAACACUUGACGAUAAUAAAGAAGCUAAAGAAUAUACCAUUACUAAAUUUGCUAAGGUGCUACCUCAAUAUUUUCGGACUUUUAAGGAUGAGCGAUGUGUUGCUCCAUUGGUUAUAAUGGCUUCCUUUAUGCCUGCAGAAGCUGUCCCAACAUUCAGCCAUUCUGUUUUGUCAAAAUUGAGAAAGCUGGAGUGUGGUGUGGAUGAAAAGAGAUUUUCCUCUCUUAUUGACUGCCUGUGCCGCUGGAACAGAGUUUGGGAUGUACUGGAACUGAUAACUGAAUGGCUUUCGGAGUCAUUACCAGAAAAAAAGAGUAGAAAGCAUUCUGGACGUCAAGUGCGUAUCCUAGAAACCAGCGAGCCUAAGCCGACACUGGCCCUUGAUUAUCUUGAGUAUAUUGUGAAGAACUCAGUGAAUCGUGAAUACCUCUUAUCUCUUCAAAAAACUAAACUGAGUCAGCUUUUAAAAGUCUUGGGACUUGUCAAAGAAGUGCUAUGUUCAUUUGUGAAGCCAUCUCAAACAGUAACACACAAAAUCGAUGAAGCUGCAGCUCUGAGGAUCUUCAGCCUAUACUGUAGACUUAGUGUUCAUCUCCAACACAAGUUUAACUCCGAAGGAAGCACAUAUCUGUCUGUCCUGGAAGAUACCGGAGAAUGGAUCCACACCAAUAUUCUCACAAACCUUGAAAGUAAUCCGAAUGCUUCAGAGGAGGAAAUCCGUAUUUCCCAGGAAGUACUUAAGGUUUAUCUGACUGUUUGUAAAGAUGUACUAAUGGUCGGCCUUGGUGAUUCAGAGUUUAAGGCACAACUUCUAGAAAUAAUAAUGUUAAUGCUACAAACAGACAAGUUCCCUGAUUGCGUGCCGAUGCAGCUCUCCUUGAUCAAAGAAACUACUGAAGUGUGUCUGGCUCACAUUAUGAGCGAGAAGAAUGAGAACAUUAACCAAAUCCUGGACGCAGUGCAGAAUGUGUUCCAUAAAGUGUUGGAGACUAUAGCUCGCAGACUUAAGAAACAACAAGAGGAAAUUCUCCAGCUGAUUCGGUCUAUUCAAGCUCCUCUUGGUGAAUUCAUAAACUGUGUUCAGUGCUGGCACAUGGCUUGUCCAGAGCUUCAUCGUGGGAUCCUCUCCACCAUAAUGGCUGCAGUUGUUGUUGAAAUAAGUCAUCGUUUGCGCAAGGUCACAGAUCUAAGUGAGCUUACUGCACCCGAUACCAUUUCAGACCUUCCUCCUCUGUCAAGGUGUUUAAUGUCUGUUAUGGUUAAAUCCCACAGACUUUUAAAUUCAUUUUUAGGAUCAUUAACAGAUUGCGUUGUAUCAGAGGAAGUUGAAGGAGUUUUAGGCUUGUCUGCCUCAUUAUACAUUGCUUUUGUAAGCCGAAAAGGUAAUAGAAUACCACCGGCAGUUAAAGAUCUAGCUUCGGCAAUCUAUAGAAAACUGAAAAACUUUGGUGAAGUCACAAUGGACGAUGCUGAAAGCAAAGAAAGAGCCGUGUAUGAAUUGUCAAUGAAGAUUUUAGAUGAAUUACAGAUCCAGUAAACUCAAGGCACUGGCUUCCGACUUUUUUUUUUUUUUUUUUAAUGUAUAUAUUUAUUGAGUUAUUAAAUAUAAGCUACUUGCAUUUAAUAUUUUUACAUUACUAUCGAGAAAAGACUGCUAAAAAACAAAAUAAUAAUGCAUUUUCAAUCUA